AUGAAUGAAGAUGAAGAACGCUUUCCACUGCCCCAGUUUGUGGAAAAGCUAACUUGUCCAAGCGUCAACGAGAGAAGGCUUAGUGCUACUACAGCCAGAAUACAGAAUUUGCAGAGCAUGGUCCUGAAAAAAAAAUAUCGAGAGUCUUCGCCCUUCACCUUAAUCAUGAUCUUUGGCUGCAAAUGGAGGGCACUCCUCAUCAUCGUUUAUUUUGUUCAUCUAUUAAUUCCAUCAGAAUGUGUGAACAUAUCUACCAUAGAUGACAUAUAUGACUCAAUCAAAGGCUUGCCAGAGUAUGAAAACUUAACUGCCUUUGAGAUCAAGGAUUUCUUUGACUUCCGAUCGGAGAACCCACUGCCAAAUGAUCUCCAGAGGACGCUGCUUGAAGCACGGCAAUACAACUUCGUACACGACGUGAUCGAAGAAAUUGCCUUUGUAGAAAAUACCACUUCUUCGACCCUUAUUGAGAGUGAUGAAUUCCUGAUCCCCUUACACCUGAAGUUUACAGAGAGGGACUGUACGCUCGGACCGACACACGGACAGUGUGCUGACGACCAAUACCGGUCUCUGGACGGCUCCUGUAAUAAUAUGGUGUACCCCACGUGGGGGAUGGCGGGACAGGUGCUGCGACGGUAUCUCUCUCCAGGCUACCAUGACGGAAUUGAGAUGCCUAUACAGCUGGACAUUUCCGGAGCGCCCCUCCCUAGUGCCCGUGAGAUCAGUAACCUGAUACACAGACAGGGUGACGUCAUGGACAUGAACGCUGUGCUGACGGUGAUGGUGAUGCAGUGGGGACAGUUCCUUGAGCACGAUAUCCUAUCCAUUCCAGUGAACAGAGGUAUAGACGGUGGAGUCUUGGAUUGCUGUGGGAAAGACAAAAAUAGUCGAGAAUGCUUUUCAAUUGAUGUUCCACCAAACGACCCGUUCUACAAAUCCCGAUGCAUUCCAAUGGCUCGUUCAACACCCGGUGUUGGACCAAUGUGCUACACAACAAAAAGAGAGCAACUGAACCUUGCCACGGCCUUCAUAGAUGGCUCGCAUAUUUAUGGCAAAGAUACAGACACUCUGAAACAGAUAGUGGAUCCACAAACGGGACGUCUUAAGGUCGAUGGCAACAACAUGAUCCCUGCAGCUGACCCCGUCAUAGAAAACUGUAUCCUUGAAAAGGGCUACGACUUCUGUCAAAAAACAGGUGACGAUAGAGUGAAUCUGAGUCCCGCUUUAUCUGCAAUGUACACAUUAUUCGUCAGAGAACACAACAGAAUAGCCGACAAACUGCGGUGCGUAAAUCCCCAAUGGCUUCCGGAGUUCGUCUUCCAAGAGGCAAGAAAAAUCAUCGCGGCUUUGAUCCAGCAGAUUACAUACACCGAGUACCUUCCGGUGAUCCUCGGCAAGGAGGAUAUGUGGCGGUACGGUCUGACCAUCAACAGUGAUGGCUACGACUACUCGGUGUACAAUCCCAACGUUAACGCUGGUAUCGCAAACAGCUUCGCCUCAGCCGCCAUCAAAUUCAUACACACUCAAAUACCCAGCAUGCUCGGCUUCUUCGAUAACGAAACUGUUUACGUCAACUUAGAGGAAACGUUUCAUAGGCCGUGGUAUGCACAGCAAAAUGGCGGCAGAGGAAUGGAGGAGAUAAUGGAAUGGCUGGUUAAUGAUGCUCAACCGGAAACUAAUAGAUUUUAUGUUCCCGCCGUCAGGGAUUCCUACCUGAAGGUCAAUGGAAGUGGCCUUGACCUAGCCGCCAUAGACAUCCAGAGAGGUCGUGACCACGGGCUGGCGGCCUACAACUCUUGGAGACGGUUCUGUUCUCUCCCGAUCGCUGAGAAGUUCGAGGACCUGCUGGACCAUGACCCGGAAAUGAUUCAAAAACUUCGAGAUGUCUACAAAUCCCCAAUGGACAUCGAUCUUUUAACUGGAGCGUUGACGGAAAGAAAACGAAGUGGAAUGGAAGUUGGGCCCACAUUUGCUUGUAUAGUUGGUUUACAGUUUAGCGAACUGAAGAAAGGAGACAGGUUCUGGUUUGAAAACCCCGAUCCACGGACUGGGUUCACCAUGAAGCAACUGAGCGCAAUCCGGCGGAUGUCCCUGGCUAAGAUAAUGUGUAAUAACCUAAAUAUAGAGAGGAUUCAACACCGAGUGAUGUUCCUACCUUCCGAGGAGUUCCACCCGCGGAUAGAGUGUUCUGAAAUCCCGGAUCUGGAUUUCCGGGCCUGGCAAGAGGACCCGACAGUGACCUCACAAUGUUAAGGAGGACUUGUAGAACAUUCGACGACAGUGUAGCGUAGUGUCAUAAGAUCUGGCUCCAGUAGUGUAUGAAUACCCGUGCCCCUUUAUUGAGAUCAGUAUCGUAAGAUAACUUGGUACCUAGUGUAUAUCACACAAUGGUAAAUGGUUUAUCGCUAAAAGUAGCUAAAACAAGUUUUGUAUUAUUUGGUUGAACCUAUUGUAUAACCGCAGAAAUUCAAUCCCCGCAUUUGUAGUCAAAAUGAAAGCAGAAGUGUAAGCAAAAUAUAAUGAUUGAUCCACUAUCACAGAUAAUCGCAAUAAUACCAACCAAUUCCCACGUCAUUUGUUAUACAUUUGAUUUUAGAAUAUAUCUUUAUAAUGCGUUGAGAAUUUUCAUCUGUAACGGUGAUGGUCUCUGCAUAUUUUGAUAUCAUGCGCGAAAGUUUGGCUUUAACGAUCAUUUUAACAGUUUAAGUUACUCAUUAUGAUAUAACAAAUUUGUUGGUUCAAGCGAUAAGUUUCUGCAUUGUACAUCUGUUGCGUUUAUCGAUCAGAUAUCAUAAAUCUGCGCUUCAUUGCGUUCAGCGAUAAGUUUUUUAAAAAUAAUGCGCGUCAAAUGCAAGUUAUCAAUCUGCGCAUCUAUUGCGUUUAGCUUCAGCGAUAAGGUAUGAUUCUGCGCGUCAACAGCUUUUAGCAUUGGUUCUCAAUCUGCAUAUCAACUGCGAUUAGCUUUAGUUAUAAGGUAUUAUUCUGCGCGCCAAUUGCUUUCAGUUAUCAAUAUGCGCAUCAAUUGCGUUUAACGUUAGUAAAUAGGUACUAUUCUGCGCGUCAGUUGCUUUUGGUAAUCAAUCUGCACAUCAAUUGCGUUUAGCUUUAGCAAUAAGUAAUGAUUUUGCCUUCUGCGGUUCUGAUGGUAUGAUUCUGCGCAUCAAUUGCUUUUAGCGAUCAGAUAUGAUUUUGAGCAUCAAUGGCAUUGAGCGAUAUGGAAUGAUUUUGUUCGGAAAUUGCAUUUUCUGAUAAGGUGAAAUUCUGCACGUCAGUUGCCUUAUACCAUAAUUAUGAUUCUGAGCCUCAUUUACCUUUAGCUGUAAGGUAUGAUUUUGCGCGUCCAUUGCAUUUAAUUAUAAGAUAUAAUUCUGUGUAUAAAUUGCAUUUAGCGAUAAGGUAUGAUUAUGCGCGUAAAUUGCAUUUAGUUAUAAGGCAUGAUUAUGCGCGUAAAUUGCAUUUGGUGAUAAGGUGAAAUUCUGCGCGUCAAUUGCUUUUAGGUAUGAUUCUGUGCAUCAAUUGCAUCUAGAAAUAAGAUAUGAUUGUGCGCGUUAAGAGCACUUAAUGUCACAAGGUAAAUUCUGCGCGUCAAUUGCUUUUAGCCAUAAGGAAUUGUUCUGUGUAUCAAUUACAUUUAGCGAUAACGUAUAACUCUUCGCGUCAGUUGCAUUAAGCAAAAGAGAAUGAGCAUGCGCAUCAAUUGCUUUUAGUGAUUUUGUAUAUUUAUGAGAGCCAAUUGCUAGUGAUAUUGUAUAAUUCUGCGCGUUACAGUUACUGCUUCUGUAUACUUUUGCGCAUCAAUUGCAUUUAAUGAUACGAUAUGAUAUUGGCCGUCAAUUGCUUUGAUCAAUUAAUGACAUUUCUGCGCAUCAAUUGUUUUAACCGAUCAAUUUUCAUUCAUCUGCGCCUCAUUUAUUUCAGCGAUCAGUUAUGAUUAUACGAAACAAUUGCCUUUAAAAUCAACCAUGGCCCUGCGCGAAAGUUUAUGUCAGCGAUUAAGUAUUGUCCUUUCCGUAAGAUGCUUUCUGUGACUAUUAUUUCUUAGUUUAAAGUUAUUUCAAGCGCCAGUUACUUUUGAUAAUCAGCUUAGAGCUGAAAUUGCUUUGAGCAGUUAGUUACGAUACCCCAAGCGUGUGGAUCUAGAUCUUAAGUCCUUCAUAAUAACUCUAAAUGUAGUUUUCUACGGCUUUCAAAAUGCGUCCUUCGCAAACUGACGCCUUCAGUGUUGACUAUGACAUGUGCGUCAAUUGCUUAAAUUCCCAUUUCUGCACGGCGUUUUCUUUCAACAUUUCCUUCCUUUCCUAGUUCAUAUUGAAUGCAAGUUGCGCCUUUCAUUAGCGUUCAUUAUUGACCACAUAGGUCAAAUUACAUAAGAUUUUGAAGAAAAAAAAUCUUGCGCGUCAUGCAAAUCCUGGGGUUUCUAUUGCUAACAUGUCGGUCAAUUUAUACAGGUUUGCUUAGCUUUGUGCGUUAUUUUGAUGACUUUGCGUCUAAACUGAAAUAUGCAUUCAUUUAAACUGAUUUCCAUUGGUUGUUCAAAGCAUUUAUUUGAGGCGUUUUAAAGCGUCCACUAAUUGAUCUUACCCCGCACAUUAAUUGUAUAUGUAUUUUGCGUUUUCAGCGUCAUAUUUACUUGUUCCGCGCGUCAUUUGAAUCUUGCGUUUUGAUUGUCAUGUCAGCACCCAGGCCAUACACUUGAAAAUGUUUUAUGGUCAUUGCGAUCUUAGAAUAUCUAGGGCAAUGGUUGUUUCCAGAAUUCACAUUGUGUUCUUUGAUUUUCCUUUUGCCAAGCAUAUCUUCAUGAAACUAGUACAUGUAGUUCUUUUUAAGUUUCUUAACUACUGAAGCAUUUAGAUUUUUUGCCGCAAUAAAAUGUGUGUGCAUUACUGUAAACCAAUUUUCAUUUCGCGAUUUAUCUGAGAUAAAUUGGUUCUCGAGGACUAAUUUUCGCGAUGAAGGUGUAGAUUAUCUAAACAAUUGUUUUCCAGAGACAUUUAAAGGCAAAUUCGCGGAGAGAAAAAAUUUCGAACCUCGCGAAUUUUUUUUUCUCGCACGCGAAUGGAACUUGAUUUACAGUAUUUGCAGGAUGUUUUAUUCAUAUUUCCAUAAGAUAAAUUUGAUUAUAAUUUUUCAUCUAUUCUUGAUCAAAAACCUAAUCAUCAAUGUGUCCAUCAAAUAGUAAUCAUCGUUAGGGCGUAUUUUAACAUGUAUACUUUGCUAUUCAUUGAACAUAUGUAUCGGACAAAGGAGAUAUAUACAAUAUUACUGAUUUUAUUAUUAAUAACACAUGCAGUAACAUGGAAGUAUUUCAGCGGAAUUAUUUUUGUUGUUUUCCGUUGGUUUUUUGUGUAUUUUGUGUGUGUGUGUUUUGUGUUUGUGUGUGUUUUUUUGUUUGUUUUUUUUGUUUUUGUUUUUUUUUAUCAUAAUUAUAUGUACGUACAUAUUUAUUUUUCCUUUUAAUGUUGAAUAUACUUAUACUUUCACUUGAAUCUUGAGUGUUUCUUUCCGCAUAUUUGAUUUUGUACGAGUGGAUUGUUGAAUAAAUGAUAUC
This is a messenger RNA of Magallana angulata, 5545 nucleotides long. RefSeq names its product peroxidase-like. Gene Ontology annotation, molecular function: heme binding; peroxidase activity. The record is from RefSeq and is a predicted model, not a curated record. Lineage: Eukaryota; Metazoa; Mollusca; Bivalvia; Ostreida; Ostreidae. The transcript has 14 exons. Gene Ontology annotation, biological process: response to oxidative stress. The coding region runs from base 1 to 2250 and encodes 749 amino acids.